Triticum aestivum (bread wheat) is the source of this 3010-nucleotide messenger RNA. RefSeq lists its product as uncharacterized. Gene Ontology annotation, cellular component: peroxisome; peroxisomal membrane. Gene Ontology annotation, molecular function: rRNA N-glycosylase activity. The record is from RefSeq and is a predicted model, not a curated record. The transcript is spliced from 9 exons. Bases 182 to 2254 code for a protein of 690 amino acids. NCBI's taxonomy places the organism in Eukaryota, Viridiplantae, Streptophyta, Magnoliopsida, Poales, Poaceae. Gene Ontology annotation, biological process: protein import into peroxisome membrane; negative regulation of translation.
CCCAAACACUCGUCUUCUUCUCCGCGACGCCACCAGCUGCCUCGAAAGAAAACCCAGCUGCAAGCGCGUGACCGCCGACGCCACCCAAAGCGUGUGACCGCGAUGGCGCCGCCGACUGUCAAGAAUUUGCCAAGAGGAUCAUCAGGUCAGAACCACGAUGAAGCCAUGAAGUUUGCUAACAAUGAGGCUGAAGAGGGGGUAUUGCGCCUGCAGCAAAGAAAGCCAUCUGAUAUUUUUGUUUUCCCGCCUCCAGAUUCAUCAGCCAGUACCUUCUCUCAUCAAGACAUAUUUGGCUACUCAUCAGAGGUUCCGGGACUUAAGUUCGAUGAACAUGAAAGGUUCUUCAUUUGGAAGGAAAGGUGUCCCUGUUACCUCACCGUAUGACGCAGCGCAUACAUACCAUAUUGUUCAAUUCCAAGAAUACGAGGGAGGACCAAUGUUCCAGUAUCCUGUCCGAGAGUGCGAUGGGUACGUUGGUGGCUGGAGAGUUCUGAUGCACCCAGAAGAUGCUGAAACGGAACCAUGGUUUGAAUUUGCCCUCUUUCAUCUGCCAAGGCGCUUGUUUGUCAAUGUGGUUCCUACGAACUACCCCUUUGCUUACAAUAGCAUCAAAUCAAUCAAGCUAUCAAUCAAAAUACUCCCAGAAGUAUCCAAAUUCCUGUUGAAAACCCGCAAUUGGUAUGUGGAUCAGAGUACGAACACCCGAAAGAGAAAGGCACCGACAGUAACACCGGAAGGGAUAGUAUAUCUUAAUACUAUGAUUUUCCUUUGCGGUGAAGGCAGGCGCUAUUGGUUGUGUCUGAAAUUUGCAUGCCAGGGUCUAGAAAGCAUCAUACCCAUUAGUCCGGAUAAUGACAUAGAGAAUAUGGUUAAAUCAUGGGGAGAUGUAUGCGAGCACAUUCUAUCUUUAUAUCUGGUUGAGCUCGAGGAAGGGAUGGGCUUAAUCACUAAUCUCCAUGAGUUGGCACGCCAUGGCUUCAGGCGGUUUCUUGCCGAGGAUUCACUGAUGACCUUGCAAAGAAAAUGCAAUGGGAUGCUAUGGUGCACCGGUCCCGACAAGGAAAUCAAAUCUGAGUAUCUUUGUAAUGGCAACAUGCUUCUUCUGAAACAUCACAAAGAUCUUGUCCAGAAGAUUCUGAUGAGACAAAUGGGGUUCAAAGGAGCGUUCAAAGACACGCCAAAGUUUGUUCAAAUCGAACAUGGUGCAUGGAGAAAAGGCGAGUUCAUAAUCAAAGAAGAAGAUAUCACGCAAUAUUUGAAGCUUCUUGAAGAACGACGCCCUUGGGUCAAAACAGAUUUGGACGCUGAUGCCCACACUGGGCAGAGCUCCAGCCAGAUGGAUGGUGGUCAGAGCUCUUGCAAGAGUUUAGAUAUGGAAACAAAUUUGAUACUCAAAGUUCUUAAAGAACAACUCCCUUGGCCCCAAACUAAUUUGGAAGCUGAUGCCCACACUGCGCAGAGCUCCUGCCAGAUGGAUGCUGGACAGAGCUCUUGCCAGAGUGAAGAUAUGGAAACAAAUCUAGAUGCUGAACACUCAGUCAAGAAUGACAAGGUCCAAAUAUAUCUAGAUUCCAAGCUGGCUACUCAGAUGAUGCUAGAUGAUCUGAAUGAGCUGAGUAUGGACAACUCAAAGUUGCUGCCACUGCCGGGGCCGCAGCCUGCUCAGGAGCCCAGCUCCAGCACCGCAGCUGAAGGACAUCUUUUGUACGAGAAGGUGGUUGAAAUCACAAAGGUGCAGAUAAAAAGUUUCCAUGAGGGCUGCCUGGGCCAGAGGUUGGUCCGACAACUCUUAAAGGAUUUCAUGUGGCUGCUGGGCCCAGAGGUGUACUCUAGCGCCACAGCUGGAGUCUUUCUAGACAAGACGAUGCUUCAGGAGGCGAUAUCCAAUUUGCUGAAUGGGGAGGGCAUGCAGGACAUUGUCAAGAUAGUGAUUCCCAAAACUUUUCCCAAAGAAAUUCUGAAUGUGCUCAUGGCCGAGUGUGCUGGAAAAUACCCAGAGUGGUUGCUGACUCACAAAGAGAAUCUAGGUGAAGAAAAAUACAAGCAGUGCGAGAGUCAAAUGGAGCUCAUUAUGAACCUUGAUGUGGUUUAUGAAGAAACUCCUGAGAAUUUCUCCAAGAUACUGGAAGUGAUGUACAGGAUCGGAAGAUGCGGCUUCCCUCCAAGUGAUAUAAUUUCUGGCAUUUCUCCUAACCUUGUCGAGCAAUUAUUUACUGGGAUGCUUGAGCUGCUGCAGAGUAUGGACCAACUAUAAUUGUGUCGACCUGCUUUAUAUCAUGGAUCUCCUUACGUUGCAGGUUUAUUGGAAUGCUUGAGCUGCUGAAGUUGAUAUCCUUCCAACAAAUGAAGCAGUGCCAACCUGUAUACAUCUACCCUUGAAAGAGUUACCGUCCUCUGCAAAGCAUCAAAUAUAGGCGCAUAGGGAAUUCAGCCUUGCUGUUUGGUUCCGAGAUGACUUAACAUAAAAAUUCGGUAACACUGCAGGGUCGGGUACAGACACAGCCGUGCCUGUGCUUUCACUGAUAACUAGUAGCUGCCCUUUGGAAGUUUAAAACAAGUUCCUUGAUAUCUGUGCUAGCCUUCUAUGCUUGUAAUGUGCAGUAUGAAUGUAUCUCGUCUGUGCAAUCUGUGGUGCUGGAAACUGUUUGGGAGUUCAGACAUCUGGUGCGAGCCAGUGGAAUCUGUUGACAAAGCUCUUGCCGGGGAAUGGGCGGGCGGUGUAGUCGAGCUCUGCCACGCCCACAGUUCCUACACAUCCCAAAGAACACCGUACUGUACGACGAGUAACGACUGUAGGUUAGCUUUGCUCAACUUAUGUUGUGACUACGGACUCUGAAUAUAAUACCUACAUGCAGCAGUAUAGUUACAUGCUCUUGUUGCUGGGGCGGUCCCAGUUGUCGCAUUCGCCCGUCUAGUGCAGCUUGCAGUCCUGCUCCUGAAAUAGAAAAAAAAAACGAAGGUAAAAGUCCUGUCCUCAUUGUUCUGACUUUUUUUGUGGCAAUUUCUUUUA